GUCAAGAGAAGUAAGAAGAGCAGAACCAGGAGGCUAUCCUGCCAAAUAAGUGCUACUUUUUCUUUUUCAUUUCCAGCUGUGAGCUUUACUCAUUUGCAAUCACAGUGUACGAGAAGACCAGACGAAAAGAUAUUGGAACAGAAGAAAAGCUCGGGAUUUGGUUUUGGAAAGCCAAAGAGCUAGAGAUUACAGGGGAAGCAUGGACCAGCGUGUGAAUGUGUGUGUGUGGAAGAAAAUAUUGUAGAGGAGAAGAGAAACAGCAGGGCAGUAUGGGAGUGAGAGGAAGGGCCACCUUGGCUAUUAUCUUCAUCAUCAUCGUUCUUUUCUCUCUAUGGCUCCAUGAUGGUUUGGAUAAUUACUGGGCCUACUGCCGAAAGGAUUUCUUUAAGGAAGAUCAGUCUAUCAGUUUGUACAGGAGUAACACCUCAUCUGAAGACAUCAUGCCUCCACUGGAGGUGUGUCCAGGACAGAAAUUCCAAGCUGCUUAUUUGCUGAUGCAUCUGCAGGCUGCACGCUUCUCAACCAAUGAUAUUUUGCUAAAGCCAUACCUAGCCAGCUGGGAUGAGCUCAUCAAGUUCAUUGAUUCCAUGGGGCCGAUGGUGGGUAUUAUGUCCCAGGAAAUUGAGACAAAGACCUCCAUUAUUCGCAAGCUUGCCAAAAAAGAAGAGGAGGAAAGAAAUCAGGAAGUGCAAGACUCAGCCUCACAUGGUGCAUAUGUUUCAGUGCGCUCCAUGAUUGUAUUAGAGCUGGAGCGGGGUUUAGUGAACUUUGAUCAGUUCACGGAAUCUGGUUGCAGGACUCUACUACGCCUCCAUCGUGCUCUCCUCUGGUUGCAGCUCUUUCUACAAAGCCUGGCUGAAGAAAAGAGGGAAAUGAUGGCGCGCAGUCCAUCUGAGCUCUGUCGAAAGGCUUAUCAACUCACACUAGCUCAGCACCACUCAUGGUGGGUGAAGAAGGCAGCAGAACUGGCGUUUGGGGCCAUGCCUGACAGACAGUUCUUCUACAAAAUGUUGUGUGUGAAGACACAGGCAGAGGCAACAGUUUUGUUGAACAGGGUGGUCAAAUCCAUACAGAAAGUGUAUGACAGGACUCAAGUGGCAUUGGAGGAACAUGAUAUGCUAGCACUACCAUAA
Molecule: messenger RNA, 1133 nt
Organism: Neoarius graeffei (lesser salmon catfish)
Lineage: Eukaryota; Metazoa; Chordata; Actinopteri; Siluriformes; Ariidae
Gene: gltpd2b
Product: glycolipid transfer protein domain containing 2b
Exons: 4
Coding region: 216-1133 (305 amino acids)
Biological process (GO): ceramide transport; intermembrane lipid transfer
Cellular component (GO): cytoplasm; cytosol; membrane
Molecular function (GO): ceramide 1-phosphate binding; ceramide 1-phosphate transfer activity
Source: RefSeq, a predicted model, not a curated record